This is a messenger RNA of Eriocheir sinensis (Chinese mitten crab), 5961 nucleotides long. RefSeq names its product protein kibra-like (gene kibra). Gene Ontology annotation, cellular component: cytoplasm. Gene Ontology annotation, biological process: regulation of DNA-templated transcription; regulation of hippo signaling; negative regulation of organ growth. Bases 522 to 4259 code for a protein of 1245 amino acids. The transcript is spliced from 16 exons. Gene Ontology annotation, molecular function: molecular adaptor activity; kinase binding. The record is from RefSeq and is a predicted model, not a curated record. NCBI's taxonomy places the organism in Eukaryota, Metazoa, Arthropoda, Malacostraca, Decapoda, Varunidae.
AGUAUAAUUGUGAGGACACUUUUUGCAUGCACAUACUCUUCUUCCUUUCAUCUUUUAUCUUUAGUGCUUCAUGUGGAUUCCUAUCUUCUUUAAAUCCUUAUAUUUCCUCCUCAUACUCCUUCCUCUCCUCCAACUCUGCCCUUAUUACCUCAUCUGGCCUCAGAACCUCGCUCUAAUUAUGAAUUAAUGGGACGUCAUAGGAAUUCACCUCCAUGGUAUAGUCGUUAGCGCACCAUGCAUCGAAUCCAUGAUCUUGGGUUUGAAUCUUGGCCCGGGCAGUCAGCAUCCAGCACACCAAGUUGUUCAUCCUCCAUUUUGGACCGGUUGAUAAAUGGGCACCUGAAGUAACCUGGGGAAGUUACACCAAAGCUCAGACGUUCGCAGACUGUGUAGGCCACGAGUUGCCAUACGGGUGGGAGGAGUGCGUGGACGGACAGAUUGGGAUUUACUAUGUCGAUCAUAUUAACAAACAAAACCAAAUUGAGGACCCCAGACUAGCAUGGCGGCAAGUACAGGAGGCCAUGCUGUCGGAGUACCUCUGCUCAGCGCAGAGCGAUCUGAGUGCCAAGCAGGACAUCAUGCAGGUGAAGGCCCAGCGACUUGCCUUGGCCCAGGACGAGUACCACCACCUCAACACCACCCUCACUAACCUCUUCAGCUCAAGGUCUUCAUUAAGUUCUGGUGGGAGUGGCACGAGUCGCUGGGACCCGGACUUGCUCAAAACUGACGUGGUGAUGGCCAGGAACAGAGUGGGUCGCCUCAAGCGUGAACUGCAUCAGAUCAAGCACGAGGUGGCCAACACAGAGGCUGGCAUGCAGACCCUGGCACAAGUUCAAGAAAAACUGAGUGGGUUAACCACCGGCUAUAGUGUGGAAGAGGCUCAAGCCAUCGUUGCACAGUUGAAGAACAUUGAGGAGUCUUUAAGAGCGGGGGAAAAAGAGAAAGCCGAGCUGAUCAAGUCACUGACGGUGCUGCGUCAUGAUAUCAUCUCGGCGGAGGCAACGCAAGCCAUCGAGGCAAACAUUGAGAAGUCAACAGAAAAGCACAGCACUGCAUCACAAACAGAUUUUUGCGGCGAGGGCAUGCCACUAGGUGCUAGGUUGGCUGAGCUGACAAGGCUAAAAUUGGAAUACGACUCAGCCAAGAGUACGUUGAAGGGCCUCCAGCAUGAUCUGGCUGAGCUAGAGGAGCGGCUCUCCCCGGAGGACCUACAGAGUGACCGAGACCGUGUGGUGCUCAUCCAGGAGAAGGAGCAGCUGCUGAGGGAGUUCCGCAGCGUUCGCUCUUAUGCCCAGGAUCCUCUGCAGGUGUGUGAGCUAGAGGAUAAGAUCAGUCAGCUGGAGUGUGACCUUGCCAAGGCCCUGGAGGUGAGCAACAAGACUGUGGCGGAGCGCCUCGCACUACAGGAGCAGCGGCAGGAUCUCCUCUGCCAGCUGAGGGACACAGUGAGGGUCAUGGUGGGCCUUGAGGGACAACUACGGUCCCUCUCUGCCUCCACCCUUUCUGUGUCGUCGUCCUCGUCCUUGGGCUCCCUGUCCACCUCCAGCAAGGGCUCCCUCUCCAGCCUGUCCUUCACAGACAUCUACGGGGGCCAGCAGUAUUCUUCCAGCGAGCAUGUUGCCCUCAACAUGACCGAGCUGCAGAAGCGGGUUGAGAGGCUCCUCAAAUCCAACUCUGAGGCAGACCGACAGUAUGCGGAGAAGCUGAGGUCACUGGAGGAGGGAGGCAGCAACAGCAGCUGCGCCAUGCUGUCACAGUCAAUGCUGUCUUUGUCCCCUCGCAGCUCCCUGUCCUCCCUCUCCCCGCCAACCUCUGCUUGUGAGGCACUUUCGGCUCUUGAAACGCAGAGGCUUAACUCAGUGGAGGGCAGUGGUGGCCCUCUUGCCAAUGUAGACCUUAGCACCGUGCAGGACCGGCUGGUGGAGCUGUGUCUGGCUCCCACCGCUGCCGAGGCCACCGCCAAGGCCACUAGUAAACAUUUGGACGCCACACUAGUCGUAAACAAACAAGUGAAGGAAUUACCAGAGUAUGACUUCAGCUUGACGAACGGCGGAGUGAGUGGAGUGUUGUUGGGGCUGUCCAGGGGGGAGGGGGGAGUGCUCUAUGAGGAGGAGGAAGGCUGUGCCGGGGGUAGUGAGGACGGCAACAUACGGACCAUUUCUGCUGCUGUUAGUGACGAGUCUGUGGCCGGGGACUCUGGUGUCUAUGAGGCGUACCCCAAAGGGUCAGCCUCACCUCCAGACACCCCACAGGUGCAAAUCAGACUGAGGUACAACAAGCAGGAAAGUCUUCUUAAUGUUGGUGUGGAGAGAGCGAGGAGCUUGUCGGUGCUAAACACAGAGGACGGCUGCAAAGUGUGCAUCAAGGUGCAGCUUUUCCCAGCCGGCACGGCGACCUUCACGUGUUGCACCCACCUGGACAGCAACACGGAGCGGCCCAUCUUUGGAGAGACAUUCUCUUUCCCUGUGGCGCCCCGCAAGCUGCCCUCCAAGACUUUGCAAGUGAACGUGUGGGCCGUCAGCGACACCAAUGAGACCUUUGACGAGGAGUGUGUGGGUUAUGCUCAAAUUAGCCUAGCAGACUUCGACAUGGAUGUGCAACAGACCCGCUGGUACAACAUCCUCCACUACGCCCUCCUGCGACCAGACCAGCUGAGCCGCGACGACCAAUCCUCAAAAUCCUCAACGCUGCGCUCGUCUGUCUCAACCUCCAACGUCAAGGAGGAGAGCAGCGACGAGUCCACUAUCAUCUCAUCUCAAACCUCCACCCUCACCCGGAAUCUCGGCCCAGAAGCGCUAAGACUCAACCUUCCUCUCACCACCGAGGACUUCGAGCACGUCAUUGACUCCGACGAUGAUGAGGAAGAGGAAGAGGAGGAAGAGGAGCUGGAGGAAGCAGGUCAAGAAGAGGUCAUGGAGGAAGCUCUAGAGAAUGCGGAGGACACUGCUGUUGAGGGAGACUCCACUGACCAGCUGGUAGAGAUGGCAGACAAGGAGACCAACACAGAGUGCAUGUUCAUGCCCCCCUCAGCCAGCCUGGCCGGGUCACGCAACUCCCUCGCACCACCGCGGGUCGAGGGCGCUGACCCCAGGCCAGGGAUCCCAGUAAUCAAAAGGUCACAAACCUUUACUCCUUCUGCUGCCGUUGGGAAGAGCAACUAUGUGUGUCGGCUGAACCGCAGCGACAGUGACAGCUGUGUUCCCAUGUACCGGCGGGCGCCCUUCCAACGAGGCACGGCGGAGCGGCGAUCACUCAGGUGGAAGGGUCGGCUAGGAGGCUCCCUCAGGCUCUCUUCAAGGUCACCUGGCUCAUCAGGAUUGAAAGGUGGCCGCACCUCCCUUGACCUUGAGCUAGACUUGGCAGCACAACAACGGAGGCUCCGGCAACUGCACGAAGAACUGGAGGGCUUGCGUAGCCUCAAGACCCAGCUGGAGGGAGUCAAGAACUCCCCUGACCCUCCCUCAUGGCUCAGUGACCAGACCACCAUGACCAGUGUCCUCACACAGGCCACCAAAGGAGGUGGUGUCAAGUCUCCUGAGGAUCGGAGGAUGGAGAAGAUGCUGAGGAAGACGUCUCGAGAGAUUCAUAAGCUGAGAAACUCCAAGACGCCUCGAGGUCAACCGGAUGUUGUCUCAUUCAAAGAGAAAAUGGCAUUCUUCCUCAAGUCAAGUCCAACAAUUCCUCCACUAAACGUGGACGUGGAUGGAGACGCAGCCACCCCGGAGCCCCUUGACCGCCUGCUCCACCAGCCCACCGCAACAACGGCGCUCUCCUGCACCCCAGUCACCUCCCAUACCAAGAAUCAAAUCCCAUCAUCAUGCAUAGCAAGGCUACAACAGCAGCACCAACAACAUCACCCAGGAUCUGAAAAAUCGGGUGAGCGGACACCCACUCACUGCCACCAAGCACCUUCUUCAAACCCAGCCACCACUUUACCUUCCUUACAAGGGUCCAUAAUCUCUGGGUCUUCAUCCACUGCCACCACCACUGCUUCAUCCACCCCAGGGGCUCCAGGGUCUGUCUUAGAGGAGUCCCAUUUAGCGUCAACGUUCACAGAAAUCUCCCCGUCCAACCCCGCCUUGUCCCCCUCACCAUCAAAUAUUCCUCCAUCACCCUCUGCCUCUUCACCAGCUGUGCCUGAUUCUGCCUCCUCCUUGGUGAGGCAGCUGGCAGCGAAGCAGUCAACCACUGGUGCCAUUCCUAAGGUCUUUCGUCCUGAUGUUCUCUUCAGCACAGAAGACCAAGGUGUGGAGGUCUGAUCUUCUCUUCUUCACUGAAUAGGGAAUCAUCCAAUGGCCUCAUAUAUUUAUAUUUUUGGGGGUUCAUGAGUCAUCUAUCCAGUGCUGCGUGGCUUACUUUUAUUUAUUACAGGAGACCCUGAGUCAAAGCUGUGACGGAAGGAAACUAGGGACUUUUAUGUAAAGUUUACUACGCUGUCGAAUCUCAUAAUGUAUUGCCUGACCAGUAGUAGACGUUACUCGUAUUUAGAUAGUUGUGCUUAAUUCAGGGUUUUCGUCUUUCUUACAAAGAGGCUUCCAUAUGCCGGUGAUGCUGGGUAGAUGGCUUGUGCCUCUCAUUCACUCAAUGCUAAGACUCCUUGACACACUCAGCAAUGAGAUUUUUGCAGUUUUAUUUUUUGACAGUGUAAUUUAUAGCCACAAAAGAUCAGUAUAUGGCAUUAAUUGCUCAUAAGGCAAAGAUAAUAUGUAUACUUAAGGUGUUUUACUGAAAAUAAUUUUAUUUUACUAAUGCAGCCCUUUUUUAUUGGAGUGGCAAUGGAGUGUCACUAAUGGCACCAAAGGGCUCAAGUUUUCAACAGUGCCUUCCACUAGCAGUACUUCCCUCUGGUCUUCCACUCCGGGAGGUUUUCUUGAUAAUUCUCACGUGAUCAUACUCAUAUCCAUUAUACAUACUUGCCACUCUAAAGUUGUGUUCCUCUGCUGAUAGUUUAUAUUUGAGAUGCUUGUGAGUACUUUUAGAAAUAUAAAAGUUUUAUGAUAUAUAUUAUAAAAAGAAUGUAACGUUUGGCUUUGCAGUCCUUACAAACUGUAAAUUUAUUCUAUUGACAGAGGGAAAGCCCCAAAGUGGCAACUAUUCAUACAGAGACUGUGCAGAAAUGUACUCCGGUGCAACAUUUCAAUAGUUCUUGGAAAUUUGUGUGCUAAUGAUGCGUGCCUGUGGUAAGGUGAUGAACCUCCUGUGCUGUCCUGUACCAAGGCUUACCUGAGUACCUGUAUUUCACCCAGCGCUUGGGGGGGCGGCCUCUUCCUCGGGUCACAAAUAACUACUUCACUUAAGCCAACACAGCGGAUCCUUUAUGAAUGCAUAGAGCAGCCGCCCUUCACAACAGACAGAGGCCGUCCUCCCAGGUUGCUUACUAUAUACUCUUCCUUUUUUUCUCUUUUUUUUUCCAAGAAACCUCGGGGUCCAAACCAGGUGUUGAAUCAAUCAUUAUUGUAUAGUCGGUAGCAGUAUUUCCCAGAAUUGUUGAAAUCAUGUUUUAUUGAUAUUCUACAAAGGUGCAGCAAAGCGUUGGUAGCUGUCUGUCUGUCCGUCUUGGUACUGAGCUGUUUGUUGGCAACUGUGAAAACCAGCAAUAUUAGUUGUGUUGGAAACUUGUCUUCUUCUGCUUCCCUGUGUAAACUUCUUGUGGUCAUAUUUUUGUAUGACUUUAACCAAAUUUAUUUUAUAUAUUUGUACAUUAAAUAGGGCCAGACUUAUGAAGAGUAUUUAUAUAUUAUCUAUAAUUUGUUUAUAUUAUUGUCAGCUAACAGAUUGAUACUAUUGCAUAAAUAAUAGACGUGUCUAUAAAUGACUACUAACUUGUUAUAUCUCAAACUUUCAUGCUGAUAAGUUAAACCAAAAAUGUAUGUAGAUAUGUAUAUACAAUCAUUCUGCUAUUUCCAUGUGCCUUUGGUAGGUACAAAUUUGUUAUUUAUGCUAACUAAAAGAUGCAACAAA